GCAACGUUACAGUGGAGCCAUAGUCUGCGCGGCAAGUCAUUGAAUUCAUCGCCAGAACCUGUGACUCUCCCUCUCUAACCAUCAGCCAUGCCUUUUCUCCAUUCAAAUCAUCAACCAAAACCCUGAAAAAGCUUACACUAUCAACAAUGUCACUCACUUUAUCACAUCAGCUCUUCAUAAACUCACUACCCUCUUCUCGUUCCUCACUCUUCUUCGCGACCAACCCCAGAAACCCUAACCAUUUCUCUCUUUUAUCUCCAAUCACCUCCCGCAGUCUUAUCCACAUUUCCCAUAGUACCCCCUUCACUUUCACUCCCAAAUUUUAUCACUCUCUCAAACCACCCAGCUCUCACAACCCCAGUAUCACACCACAGACACAUGAAAGUUUCAAUCUUGAUUCCGUUUUGUCAGUGUUUGAAUUUGUUUGUCUUGUAUCUUCUCUGGUGAUUGCAAUUGGGUUUUUUGUGAAUUAUUCAAUUUUAGGGACCAAAGUGUUGGUGGGUUUAAUGGGGAAGAGGGUGUUAGCGAGUGGUGUGGUGGCGUUGGUGUGUGGGGUGUGGACAGGGGCGGUACUACGGUGGCGGCAAUUGUGGCGGAUCGGGAGAGAGAAGGGUGGAGCUGUGGGAAGUGGGAGUGUGAAUUUGGUGGAGAGAAUUGAGAGAUUGGAGGAGGAUUUGAGGAGUUAUGCUACAAUUAUUAGGGUUUUGUCUAGGCAACUUGAGAAGUUGGGAAUUAGGUUCCGAGUUACUCGCAAGGCUCUUAAAGAGCCCAUUACUCAGGCUGCAACUUUGGCCCAAAAAAAUUCUGAGGCAACUCGAGCAUUAGCAAUGCAAGAAGACAUUCUUGAGAAGGAGCUGGGAGAAAUUCAGAAGGUUUUGCUUGCCAUGCAGGAGCAACAGCAAAAACAACUUGAGCUGAUACUUGCUAUUGGGAAGACUGGGAAGUUAUUUGAAAGCAAGCGGGAAUCUAAUCAAGAACUGGAUACACUCAAAACGUCAAAUAUUGUUGAUGUGGCUGAACAAAUGGAAACCCCAAAACUCAAGCUACGGUUCAGGCAGGGGAAGCAACAAUGA
Molecule: messenger RNA, 1073 nt
Organism: Pistacia vera
Lineage: Eukaryota; Viridiplantae; Streptophyta; Magnoliopsida; Sapindales; Anacardiaceae
Exons: 3
Coding region: 147-1073 (308 amino acids)
Cellular component (GO): chloroplast envelope
Source: RefSeq, a predicted model, not a curated record